ACUUGCACUGUAGGAUGCUGUGUCACAAGCAGUAGUGCUGCCCCAACCCCAAUCCCCCACAAUCCCCCAGCGCAUCGUUUCAAACAUGAAACGCAAACCGCUACUAAUAUCCCCUGAAGUCUGACUCGUCCAGCUUUGCAUGUUUGCACAUGGCCAGAAGGAUGAAUCUAAUUCCCCACCCUGAAGUGAACCACUCAGGAGUUUCCGCAUUUUGAGUCCUGUCCUAAACCUUCUCACCAUCAAUAUCCUAAACUCCAGCACCUACCAACAGAAUACUGGAUUCUGCUGUCAACCACGUAAUAGUAGCCAUAGCAUGGCCAUAUUUUAACCGUCACUCUUCUCACAGCUGCACAGCUGAACUGCAAAGUGGUGGAGCAUGGUGCAUGCUCUUUCCCCACAGGCUCAGUCAGCAGGUUGGUUAGAGCUGAUUUUAAUCGCACAUUUACCUAUCAAUGCACAUGAAAAGGGUGACAUGCAAUAUAUAUUAAUUGAGUCAUAACUUACUGUAUGAGCUUUGUGGUGAUAUUGCUUUUGCUUCGGGUCCCAUAUAAAUGGUAGGCCUCUCAAAACAACAAACAUGGUUAAGUAUUUAAAAUCAGCAUGACCAUAAUUAUUAACAUUUCAGAUAGUCGUUUCAAAUGGACUGAAAAUACAUUUCAGACACAAAGGCAACUUUGUUGAAGUGCCCCUGAAAUCAGGAUGCACUUUACAUUUGCGUUGUACUCUGCACUUGAGCCACAAUUAUGCUAAAAUGAGGUCUGUUUGAAAAUAAUAGAACCAUGGAAUGUAUGGGGGCUACUACAAAAGUGAGGUUAACACUUUUCAUGUUGAUCCUGUUAAUGUAUGGAGUAAUCUGUGUUUUAUGUGACUCCAUUAUGUCUCAGAUAGGUAAAGAAGGACAAUUCACAACAAAACCAUCUCAUUUGUCUUUGUGUUUGUUUUGUUUUCCCAUCCCAUCUCAUCAAUACAUUUUUAGGUUUUGGGAGCUUUGGAACAAAUUGUCUUUUCUCAUUCUGAGCAAAGCCAAAUGGAGCUCUCUGACAAGGACUUUUCAUCCUUAAAGUCAUCAGAGAGACAGAGACUCCCUCACCCUCAUCUAAUUUGGCAAACUGAGACUGAGGCUGGGGCUGAACCGAGACGUCUAGACGCCUGCGAUGUCAGUGUGUCCCCAGAUCAGAUUGUUCCCUCCAUAAUAGAAGUAGUGGACAUACCAAUAAUGGCAGCCCCUGAAUCUAUCACACCAGUACCAGAUCUCCUAGAGCACAUGUCUAAUGACACUCAGGGUGAUUCAAUGCAAACAGACAAUGAAACCGAUCAAUCCACCGUACUAGAAGUCGAGUUGGAUGGAUCACAAUACCAAACAUCCCAAAGGCAGCUGAAAACUGAAGACGUUAUUAAACCUGAGAAGGAAUCUGUUCUUAGACAUGAGGAAACCACAGGAAGUCAGUAUGGAGGAGCCUUUGCAACCUUUGAGAACAAUGGCUCGCCACCUGAAAAACAUGCAGAUUAUCCACUUUGUCUACAAACAGAGGACAUUUGCCUUCCACCUAACACAGAGGACUCCUCAGCAGAGACUGCAAUAACGUCUUGUGAUUUUCUUCUGUUGCGUAAUCAGACAUGUUUUGAAGAACACAGGGUUACUCCAGAUCUGAUACAACUCCCCCAUGCCUCAGUGGCACCCCAUGAAGAAGGUCUUAGCAUGUCGAGCAGCACAGAGCCACCUGCGAUGCAGAAAACCCAAGAGCCCAAAGCAGAAGAUGAGUUUUUGUUUUUAUCUGCUAUAAAUGUGAUCAUCCCCAAAUCACCUGAAGAAUGUGAAGAAGCCGGAGAGGAAAAAUUGAGUCAAACUUACUCUACAGAACUAGUUGCAUCAGAAGAGUCUGAGCUAACAUCUGACCGUGGCAUAUUACUAGAGAAUCUGCAGGCCCUUAUUCCAACGGAAAGCGACGUAAGUGAUGACACAGAAAUGAUUCCUCCUGGUCAGACACAUUCUGAUCCUGGCCAGGACCACUUAGGCAUUGUUAACACAGCUGAAGCAAGUAGUGAAAGUAUUUUUGAUCUUACUGCUUCAUACGUCAGUUUAGAUGAGACUCCACACACACCAGAAACAAUCAUAUCAUCAGGAUGUCUUGUUGAGGAAUUUGAAUCACAAGUCACUGACUUUACCCUAAAACAAACUGACCCAUCAUUUUCUGAUAAUUUGGUAAACCCUUCAUUAUUAUUUAAUAACAAAAAAGAUACCAAUCCAACUGCAAUAAAAAGCGAUGUAAGUGAUGACACAGAAAUGAUUCCUCCUGGUCAGACAUAUUCUGAUCCUGGCCAGGACCACUUAGUCAUUACUGACAAAGCUGAAGCUAGUAGUGACAGUAUUUCUGAUCUUUCUGUCUCAUACUUGUUAUACUCUGUCACAGAUGCAUCCCCUACCGAUUACAGUGUGGAUGUCACCGAUGCAUCCCCUACUGAUUACAGUGUGGAUGUUGAGGGAGAAUGUCUCUGUCAAACUAGUCUGGACAUGCAGUAUUUCAGAUGCCAAAUCUCUUGUGGAGCUACGCAAUGCUCUCCUGACAGCACAAACAUUUUCCAAGACGUCAGUUUAGAUGAGACUCCACAAACACCAGAUACAAUCAUAUCAUCAGGAUGUCUUGUUGAGGAAUUUGAAGCACAAGUCACUGCCUUAACCCUAACACAAACUGACCCAUCGUUUUCUCAUAAUUCUGUAAACCCUCCAUUAUUAUAUGAUAACAAAAAAGAUCCGACAGAAAUAUCAGACUCACAACAACGUGUAUCUGCACCAGGUGAUGUUCACUCACAGGACAUUGAUGAGUCUGAUAUUGAACUGCCUGCUCACGAGUGUCCUGAUCUGCAAAAGUCCCUUAUCCCACCUGAGUGUGAUGUGAUAGAUUACAAAGGAGUAAUUCCUCUACUUCAGGCACACCUUCAUCUUAGCAAGGACCAAGUAGAUAUGGUGGAAAUAGCUGAAGCAUGUUGUGAAACGAUUUCUGGCCAUGACACUUCACAACAGACACACUCCGUUACAGAUGUAUCCCAUACUGAUUGCAGUGUAGAUGUUGAGAGAGAAUAUUCCAGUCAAGCUCCUCUUGACGUGCAAUAUUCACAGAUCUCUUGUGAAACCUCCCAAUGUACUGACAAUGCAAAUGUUUGCAGUUCAGAUGAUAUUCCUCAGACCACAGAUGCAGCCAGAACAGGAUGCCUUAACUUUGAGGUGCAAGUGACUGACUUAACCGUAAAACAGGACAACCCAGCUGUUUCCGAUAAUUUGGCAUCAAACAUCGAAUUCACAUAUGAUAAUGAAAGUGUUACCAAUCCAACCGAAAUCCCAGAGUCACAGCACCUUGUAUCCACGGCAGGUGCCGUUCCCUCACAGGAGAAGGAUGAGUCCGACCUGAAAAAGACUGCUCAUGGAUGUUCUCAUCCCAUUUUUGAUUAUAUUCCCCUGGCUCUCAGUCAGAAGGAACAGCUAUCUGUGCCCUCAGAGAAUUACUCUUUAGCUCCUGAUAUUAGUAUAGAGGCAGGGACUUUUGAACUGACUAAGAGUGAAGAUCAUAAGCCACAUUUUGUAUGUACUGAGCAACCAUUGACCCUGAAAAAAGGGGCAGAAUCUUUGUUAGCAGAUGCGCCCACCACUGACGAACAACCUGUGAGUCUGUGUGCUUGGCAUGACUGUAACGAUGGUGCCACUGAUGCAAAGCCUACAGCUCAAUUCCAUGAAGACUCAGACCCAGAGAUGUACUUUGACUGUAAACAAACAAUAUCAGACCACUCUGAAGCAGAGCCUGAGGACAUUGACAAAAAGAGUACAUUUUCAAGGAGCGAUGCGUUUCCUGGUGUCAAAAUGAGACCGAGGAGCUCAAGGAAUCCAAGGCAUUGCGUUCUGCAAAGACAACAUCGUAGGUCAAUGCUGUCAUCAGGAAGUGAGGACUAUGAGGAUGCUGUGUUUACCCAAGGUCACACAGAUACAGCACCCAAGACGAGAGGCCCUACUAUGGCCAGCCCACUCGGUACUGCGCAGGCCUAUGGCCCGUCCCCACGAGUGGUCCCUCCCCCUCGUCGCUGGGCACAGUGCAUGGGGGAGGACGUCAGCCUGAAGAGGGAAGUUGAAAAUGAGCUAGGUGUACUGUCGGAUAGUUCUGAGGAGGACGUGCUUACCACCAGAGUCGUUCGGAGGAGAGUUAUCAUCCAGGGGGACGAGUCCCCAGAUCUUGCAUCACAGACCACAUCGGAGGAGCGGUACGUGGAUGAAGAUGGAAAUGAGGUGGUAAAGAAGGUUACUAGAAAGAUAAUCAAGCGUUGCAUAUCUGAUGGAGUUGAGAGAGAGGAGGUGAUGGGUGAGGGAAGUUCCCAGGAGCCUGUAAGUGUAGGAGAAGGGGACGGGUACUCCAAAGUGGUGAAGAGGACCGUACUGAGGAGUGAAGGACAUCAGACAGAGGUAACAUUUUGUGAGAAGCCUGGUGCCACCGGAGUGGUGGAGCAGGAGCAGCGGGAGGGUCCGGAGGUCCACCAAGUUGUUGAAACAUCACAGGUGCAGGGAGAGAGAAUGGAAGUGCACCACGGAGACACAACUCUCGCCUCUGAUCUACCCUCGGCCAAGGACGACUUCAGUGAGGCCUUGAGGUAUCUGGGGUUCUCAAAGAAAUCGCCCCAAAUUGUAGAGCAGCAAAUUGUAAAGGAGGAUGGAUCUGUUAUCAGGAGGACCAGGAUGAAUAGGGCGCACACACAGAGGAGGACCCAGGUCAAGGAUGCCCAGGGUCGGAGGAACGUUAUCGUCGAACGGCUUGAUGGCAGAGCGCAGAGCCCUUGCCUUCACAGCCAUCCUGGCAGCGUUCAGCGGCAUUUCCACCAUCUCAUCCACCAAUACUGUGCGGAGAGCAAGAGGCCAAAAGACGACGAGGAGGAAGAGGAAGAGGAGUGAAGAAGGGGUCUCCUCCUCUUUUCCUUCCUUUCCUGCAUAUUCCUACAUUUGCCCAAAAUCCACGAUGUGGCCUCACCCAAAAAAAAAAAAAGGUUAAAUAUUCUAUGCACCAUGCUCUGCCAUCUCAGAACACCCGUGUCUACAGUCUUCCUGUUCAACAACAGGAUGGGUCUCGGUUGGCUUGAGUUCCCUGGCAGAGAUGAAUGACUUAUUUUUUGUUUGUUUAGUUAGUAGCUGAUUUUGUCCUCAUUUCCAGUCUUCGUUCUCAAUAUUGUGGUAGAUUGGAUAGAUAUGUUUCUUGAACCUCUCCCUUGUUUCCCUUUAUGAUGUAAUAUUUUGCCGUUUUGUGACCAAAGAAUUUAUUUUUUAUUUUCCUUGUUGUUGUUUGCCCUGACUCGAUGUCUUGACUCUGUUUGUGAUGUUUUCAGAGAAGUCUAGAAAGCAUUUUCCUCAGUACUCGCCUCAGAUGGACGCUAACUAAUAUUUCUACUCAUAACAAACAUGCUUCCGUCUGACAAUGUGUUGCAUUGCCUGUCAUACUGACUGUGCUUAGAUAUCACAUAAUGAAUACUGGCUUCAUCAUUCAUCACAUAACCUGAUUGUUCUCCAAGGAUAAAGGAUACAGCUCUCAGAAAAUGAACAAAAGAAAUAUAUAUUUAUGACACUUUAUUUGACAUGAUCUUCACAUGACAAAUUCAUCGGGACAUGACAAAAUCAUAGCCGGUCAUGUCUGUCUACACGUGGCCUAAAUAUCAAAUCACCAAAAACCAGACUGUGUUUCCCUUUCUUCUUUACUGACUAGGCCGCUGUACACAGGCCUGACCCUCUAUGAUAACCUAGAUGGUUCUCUUUUGCAAUUAUCAUGUGAACUAAAGUGUUAAGGCUGUCUGUUUACACAGAUGCCUCUAUCUGCUGUCAGAGUGUUUUGUGUAUGUGUUACCUGUCUUUGAAAGUAUAAACAAUGUGCAUUUUUAGAGAAAAAAAAUGUCAGUAGUCAACAUUAGCUACAUAUAAGGAUUAUAGCUGGCAUGACUAGUUAGCAUCUGUCACUAUUUGCAAAAAUCAGUUUCAAAUUCUGAAUCUACCUGCAUUCUUCCCUGUCUGUCUUCCCCCUCAAGAGAUAGAAGAACAGCACGAGGAGUUUACUGUUUCUCCCCUUCAACCCAUCUGUGUUUUUGACACGCACUAGCACCUUCCCUCUCCCCCUCAGAUUAAACCAGUAUAUUUUGCUUUUUGCUCUCUUUGCGUAUGUGCGAGAGUGGAUUGAGAAGUGAAGGGAAUCUACAAAUGGCAUUUAGCAUUUCUGUCAUUUCAAAAAAAACCCUCAGGGUUACUCUGUGUGAUGUCUCUUUUUGCACUUUGUCUAUUUCCUUCUCUCCCCCCAAUAAUGGGGUGCUGAUGUACACCCCUGAGAUGUAGCAGAUUACCCAAGCCAUUUAAAAAUAACAGAUGUGUUAUGUAUGUAUGGUAUGCUCAGAAGAUGCACUGCAAAAGGGAUUACGAUGUAUAGGUGUUUUCGAGUCUAUUCUGAGAAGGGACAACUGGGAGAAAAGGGUUGAAAAGGUAGUCAAUAGAAAGAGAGCUUGGGUUUAUACACGUUUGAGUUGUGAUGGAUUGCCUGGCAUGGGUUCUGUUUGACAUUUUAGCACUGAGUUUAUUGGAAACAUUGUUUUGGUUUGGUCUGAGCCUUUUUUUUGGAUAGUGGAAUGCAACCGUCUACAGCGUUCCAUGUCUUCCUCUGGCAUGACCUGGUGUUACAACUUAACAACACGAAGACAACAUGUGUCAAGUAGUAGGCUUAAUCAGACAGAAGAUGAGAAUGAACUGGUUUACUUUUAUCUCUGUUAUCUGAAAUGUAUUGACCUUUGAAUGCCUGACCAUGUGUAUGUGUGGCACUGUGUGAGUGGCUGUUGAUGCAGAGGGAGGGAAUGUGGUAUUGAGGCAGAAAUCACUAAUCAAACACAUAUAUGAAGAUAUACUACUGGUUGAGCUAUACACUGAAUGUUCUCAUUUAUUUUUCACAGGCUUUUUGUGAGUGAAAUGAACAACGGGAAAUUACAGAGUUCACUGUGAUAGUCUGAUUUUCUUUUUUUUUGAGCCAACAUCCUGUGUCCAUGGUGAUGACUAUAUACAAAUAUACAUAAAUCUAUCUAUCUAUCUAUCAGGGCAUGUAUUAGUUUACUAUCUGACUUUUAAAAAAAACAUUUAAACACAGUACAAUGGCUGCAGUGUGUACAUGGCUGAUAGAGAAUAAAAACAGUACAACUGGUAAA
This is a messenger RNA of Engraulis encrasicolus (European anchovy), 7203 nucleotides long. RefSeq lists its product as uncharacterized. The transcript has 7 exons. Bases 1028 to 4930 code for a protein of 1300 amino acids. The record is from RefSeq and is a predicted model, not a curated record. Lineage: Eukaryota; Metazoa; Chordata; Actinopteri; Clupeiformes; Engraulidae.